Messenger RNA from Colletotrichum karsti, 1338 nucleotides. Its product is annotated as Gti1/Pac2 family protein. NCBI's taxonomy places the organism in Eukaryota, Fungi, Ascomycota, Sordariomycetes, Glomerellales, Glomerellaceae. The coding region runs from base 1 to 1338 and encodes 445 amino acids. Gene Ontology annotation, molecular function: DNA binding. The transcript has a single exon. The record is from RefSeq and is a predicted model, not a curated record.
AUGGCAAACUCCAACGUUCCGCUAAACCCUACCUUCGUGGGACACGUUGCCUCUACUCUGGAUGCUUUGGUCCUCUUCGAAGCUUGCCUCACUAGCGCCUUGCAUCAUGUGCCCAGAAGACCACACGACCGUGAGAGACAAGACCUCAUAAAGAGCGGUAAUGUCUUCAUUUACGAGGAGCACUCGUCUGGCAUCAAGCGCUGGACCGACGGUGUCGCAUGGAGUCCCAGUCGCAUCUUGGGCAACUUCCUCAUCUACCGAGAGCUUGACAGACCAUUCCCACCCGGCGAGAAAAAACGUGCCAUGAAGCGGAACAAGAAGACUACCGGCGUCACCAAGCCCGAGGUUCCUAGGCAAAACAGCGUCAACGGCGCAGGCGCUAACAUGGCUGGCAUGGGCGACGCCUCUCCCAGUAAAGACGCCGAGAGAGCACUCAUCGGCUCUUUGGUAGAUUCCUACCCCUUCAAGGAAAAUGGUCUAGUCAAGAAAACCAUCAGCGUCACCUACCAAGGGGUCCCUCACCACCUCGUGUCUUACUACAACGUCGAAGAUGUCACGGACGGCAAACUUCUUACCCCAUCAAAGGACCAUCAGUUAUCCACCAUUAUUCCACGAGGCGAACUGAUCAUGUCGCAAAACUUCCGAGCCCCCAUUGACGAGGUGGAAAUGGACGACCAACGCGGUCCACACGGCAGUCUCUUCGCCCACAACUAUCCCAUCAACGGCCAUCAUCAGAACAUCUCGCGCGCCAUGUCGGUACCCUCCCUUCCCCAUCACAUGGGCGCCAUACCCCCUCAGUUCGCCCAGAAUCACUACAUGCCGCAGUAUCUUUCGGUGCAGGGUCCCGUCAGCAGCGUCAGUUAUGCGCCGCCCCAACACCACGCAUACACGUACGACAGUAUGGGGAGGUCCACCAGGUAUCCCUCAACUGCCGGCCUGGCCUCUGACAUGUCACGAUCAAUGGCAUUAGAGCCCCAACACCCACGCCGCCACUCGACAGCGUACGAACCCACCUCCGCCCCGGAUAUGAGCUUAAGCGGCAGUCUACCUGCCGUCCACGACCCGUCGAGAUACAUCGGCGGAAACUAUAUGACGCCGAUGCUCUCGUCACAACAGCGAGUUUCCGACAUGUCACCACACGAGGCAUUUCCCGCCCAGUCUCCAAGGAACGUGCACGGCGAGUCGGGUUUGAGCGGUGACAGAACGCAGAACAUGACCUUCGACGGCCUCAGCCGCGAGUGGCCAAAUCCGGGAUUCGACCAGCUCGAUGACGACCAGAACCCGUAUAUGCCGCCAGGGAACUCAGGAUGGGGCGGAGGGAACAACAGCAGGACCUGA